Molecule: messenger RNA, 969 nt
Organism: Debaryomyces fabryi
Lineage: Eukaryota; Fungi; Ascomycota; Pichiomycetes; Serinales; Debaryomycetaceae
Gene: FEN12
Product: fatty acid elongase
Exons: 1
Coding region: 1-969 (322 amino acids)
Biological process (GO): very long-chain fatty acid biosynthetic process; sphingolipid biosynthetic process; fatty acid elongation, polyunsaturated fatty acid
Cellular component (GO): endoplasmic reticulum membrane
Molecular function (GO): fatty acid elongase activity
Source: RefSeq, a predicted model, not a curated record
AUGUCGUCUAUUAUCGAGUUAAGUAUACCAAGUGUUGAACGUCCGUUCGGAUUACACUUAUGGCCAAUUUUUAGCUAUGUUUUCGAGCUGAUCAUCGGUUAUCCAGCCGAGGACUUUGAAUUCGUUUACCAUAAAACAUUCUUAGCCAAUGGAUUCCAUGCCAUUGGAAUCAUUAUUGUCUACUAUAUUGUUAUAUUCGGUGGUAGAGCGUUAUCUUCGAAGUUGAAGUUACCAGCAUUGAAGUUGAACUUUUUGUUCCAGUUGCACAAUAUUGUGUUAACUUUAUUAUCAUUAUCAUUAUUAUUGUUGACCAUUGAGCAAUUAAUUCCAAUCUUAUACCACCAUGGUAUUUUCUAUGCUAUUUGUCAUAAGAAUGCGUUUGCUCCAAAGUUAGUUACCUUAUACUACUUAAACUACUUGACCAAGUACUUAGAAUUGAUCGACACCGUUUUCUUGGUGUUGAAAAAGAAGAAGCUUUUGUUCUUGCACACUUACCACCACGGUGCUACUGCUCUUUUGUGUUACACCCAAUUAACAGGUUCCACUUCAGUCGAAUGGGUUCCUAUCACCUUGAACUUGGCUGUUCACGUCGUCAUGUACUGGUACUAUUUCUUGAGUGCCAGAGGUAUUAGAGUGUGGUGGAAAGAAUGGGUUACCAGAUUCCAAAUUAUCCAAUUCCUUAUUGAUUUAGUCUUUGUCUACUUUGCUACUUAUACUCACUAUGCUUACAGAUAUUUCCCAUCGUUGCCUCACAUUGGUGACUGUUACGGUUCUGAAUUGGCUGCUGCUUACGGAUACUUAAUCUUAACCAGUUACUUAGUCUUGUUCAUUUCGUUUUACAUCAAGGUGUACAGCACCCGUAAGACCGUUGCUGCUACCUCAACAGGCGAAGGCGCACCUACCAAGUCAUCUGCUAAGUCGUCUACCGUCGAACCAAACGUCACCAAGGCCAGAUCUCGUAAAGCUUGA